AUGGCGGCUCGGGUUCUCUCCCACCGCAGCAGCCGGCCAGCGCGCAUUGACAAACCUUCGCGACCUGCUAGAAUACGCAGCUCUGCAGCAGACCCUCCAGAUCGAACGUACGCUUCGCAACCUACAACGGGUGUGCUCUCCUCCUCCCGGUUUGAGGGUGUGCUCUCGACGGUUUGCAAGUCCUGCCUUUCUUCCUUCCUCCCGUUCUCUCUCCCGCUUCCCUCCCACCCAACCUUCUUCCGGUCCUUUCUCCCCACCUCCUCUCCCCCACCUCGUCGUCCCCCGCCUCCUCUCCCCCGCCUCCUCUCCCCCGCCUCCUCUCCCCCGCCUCCUCUCCUCCGCCUGCUCUCCCCCGCCUCCUCUCUCUCGCCACCCCGUCUCCUCCUCGCUUCCUUCCCCCCGCCUUCUUUCUCCACAGCCGUGCUCAAUUACCGCGGGCUUGUGUGGCGUCUCCUUUUGAGACGUCUCAAAAGCCUCCUCUCUCUCGCCAUCCCGUCUCCUCCUCGCUUUUUCCCCCCCGCCUUCUUUCUCCUCAGCCGUGCUCAAUUACCGCGGGCUUGUGUGGCGCCUCCUCGACCAAUGGCAAUCGUCUACCUAACGGCGAAAUCGUCACCGUCCGCUUCUGUGUUCGCCUCGGGCAACGAGACGCAGGAGGAGACUUCUGAGGCGUCUCAGGACUCGGGCGGCAAUGCCACGUGGGGAUUCUUUGAACAAUCUCAAGAUUCGGCUCGUACAACUUGGGAAGCCCGGGACGUUUCCAAGACAACGAGGGGGGAGUCGACCGGCGGCGAACUCGCUGCGACAUCGGAUGCGGAGGGAGCGGAGUCGGACCGUGCUGUUGGGAUGAGCCGUGGGUGGAGGAAAUGGAGGGGACACGUGGCGCGCGAGGAGAGGCCGUUGGGGCAGCGCAGGCAAAUGGGCGUCAACACGCCCAUUGUUGUCCACAGGGGAUCUGUCGGCGUCAUCGUGCGAAACAACUAUGUGCACGACUUCUUAUUCGCGGGGAUCCGCUGUGGCUCCGACGCGCACUAUGCGGGCGACUGCAUGCUCACGCAGAUCGACCGCAACCUCGUGGUGGCUUCAGGAAGGAACAGAUCCGGGGAUCAGGACGCUGCAGGGAUCUACUACUGUGUUCACUGGUUCAGCCCAGACAACACAGCAGAGUGCAACUACGUGUUCAAUGGGGAUCAUUGCUACUACCUUGAUUUCGUGACAUCUGGAGUGGCUAUCAAGGGGGGUGCCUGCAUAAACACAUACGAUGGCAUCAAGGUCAACAAUGGGAAAUGGAACAGGGUAGACGAUGUGAUUUUAAAGAAGGUUCCCGGGUCCCCAGGGUGGAGUGCGUGUCUGACUCCUCUGGUGCUCAACUGUGACAUUAACCCCGGCACGUACUGGGAGCUCAUGAGGAAACAGUACUACGACACACCCGUGUUCCAAGAGGUGAGGGAGAAAGAGAGGUGA
This is a messenger RNA of Closterium sp. Naga37s-1, 1461 nucleotides long. NCBI's taxonomy places the organism in Eukaryota, Viridiplantae, Streptophyta, Zygnematophyceae, Desmidiales, Closteriaceae. The record is from the annotation of a GenBank genome assembly.